Messenger RNA from Phanerochaete carnosa HHB-10118-sp, 285 nucleotides. RefSeq lists its product as uncharacterized. The record is from RefSeq and is a predicted model, not a curated record. The coding region runs from base 1 to 285 and encodes 94 amino acids. NCBI's taxonomy places the organism in Eukaryota, Fungi, Basidiomycota, Agaricomycetes, Polyporales, Phanerochaetaceae. The transcript has a single exon.
AUGCCGUGUGGCCACCUCUACUGUCUUGCUUGUGCAUCCUUUUGGUUCCACCAGGGCGACGCGCCGCAGCCUUGUGUUAUAUGCCGCAAGAACUUCACUGGGGGAGAUAUCAUCAAGCUUUGGCUCACCACCGAAAGCCAGACUAGCCAGACGCCCGAGCCCGCUGCGGGGGAUGGGCAAAUAUCGGCCGCCGCGCAGGAGGUGCUUGAUGCAUGCGAGGCGGCCGCUGCAAACGUCGGUGCGAAGGAAGAAGAUGAAGCGUUGGCCAUAGCUCUGUCCAAGUGA